Trichosurus vulpecula (common brushtail) is the source of this 5086-nucleotide messenger RNA. It is a transcript of the gene COL4A4, whose product is annotated as collagen type IV alpha 4 chain. Gene Ontology annotation, cellular component: collagen trimer. Lineage: Eukaryota; Metazoa; Chordata; Mammalia; Diprotodontia; Phalangeridae. Gene Ontology annotation, molecular function: extracellular matrix structural constituent. Bases 1 to 5061 code for a protein of 1686 amino acids. The transcript is spliced from 47 exons. The record is from RefSeq and is a predicted model, not a curated record.
AUGGCAUUAAUGAAGUGCUCUUUCAGAUGGCUUAAACAGUUUGUAAUGGGUCCUUGGUCACUUGUAAUUAUUCUCUUUUCUAUACAACAAGUUUAUGGGGGCGGAAAGAAGUACUCUGGUCCUUGUGGAGGACGAGAUUGUUCAGUCUGCCAGUGUUUUCCUGAAAAAGGAUCUCGGGGCCAACCUGGACAUCAAGGACCCCAAGGUCCUAUUGGAGAUCUGGGACCUCCUGGGCCCAUUGGAUUACCUGGAGAGAAAGGAAUGAAAGGUGACAGUGGACCUCCUGGACCAGUAGGAGAUAAAGGCGAUAAGGGCCCAACCGGAGUACCUGGCUUCCCAGGUUUGGAUGGCAUACCUGGCUAUCCUGGACCUCCAGGGUCUAGAGGCAAACCUGGCAUCGAUGGCCGCAAUGGUUCAAGAGGAGAUCCAGGGUUUCAAGGAGAGAGAGGAGCACCAGGACGAGAAGGUCCAGCUGGUCUUCUGGGGCCAGGAGGAGAAAAAGGGAAUUCAGCAUAUAUUUCAGGUGCUAUUAAAGGCCUCCCGGGAGAUCGAGGUGAUCCAGGACCUCCGGGUUUACCGGGACCUCGAGGGGCAAAUGGAUCUGUGGGUGAAAUGGGAUUUCCAGGGAUACCAGGUUCUCGGGGACCUCCAGGGCACCCUGGGAGGCCAGGUGAUCAGGGUAUUCCAGGUAUUGGAGUAAAAGGCCAAGUUGGAGAUCCGGGCGAAGUUGGUCUUCGAGGGUCUCCAGGACCAACCUUACUGGUUGGGCCUCCUGGUUCAUGCCUUGUUAAAGGAGAAAAGGGCAUGAAAGGAAUGCCUGGAGUCAUUGGUCCCUCUGGACCAUAUGGAGCCAAGGGUGAACCUGGCAUUGGGGUAAAGGGUGAAAAGGGUAUUUCUGGAUUUCCAGGACCUCAGGGUGGCCCUGGUUCCCAUGGACUUCCAGGUUUUCCAGGAGUAAAGGGAGAACCUGGAGCAAUUGGUGUCCGUGGGCAGUUUGGACUUCUUGGCACUAAGGGAGAUCCUGGAGAUCGUGGGAAGCCAGGACCACCAGGUGUUUUGGUAACUCCACCUGUUCCAUGCAAAGGACCUCCAGGGGACCCAGGAUUCCCAGGACACUAUGGAGAAAAGGGGUCAGUGGGCCUGCCUGGUCCAUCGGGACCCUCUGGCAGACCAGGGGAAGACAGAGUAGGAAUGACGGGACCCCCUGGGCCUCCAGGGUUGCCAGGUCUUCGAGGCCUUCAAGGUGAAGCUGGAAUUCCUGGAAGAGGUGAUUCUCCUGCAGGAAGACCAGGGACCCCAGGACACCCAGGAAUACCAGGAGUCCCAGGGCAGCCGGGUCGACCUGGAUCAGAUGUCAUACAUUGUAGCAUUGGCCCUCCUGGACCACAAGGAGUGAAAGGUCAAUCAGGACCCCCAGGAAGAAGAGGCACGAAAGGAGAAAAAGGAAAUGAAGGACUGUGCUCAUGUUGCCCAGGUCCCAUGGGCCUUCCAGGUGCUCCAGGGCCACAUGGUCUUCAGGGUAGGAAAGGAGAAGUGGGUCUACCUGGGAGAGUAGGAGAAAAAGGUGACUCAGGCUUUCCUGGUGCUCAAGGAUCCCCAGGACCUCCAGGAAUACCUGGUACCUCGGGGCUAGCUGGUCCUAAAGGAGAAAGGGGUGAUAUGGUUAUAGCAAGGAUCAAAGGAAGAAAAGGAGAAAAGGGGCAUCAUGGGCUUCCUGGAUAUCCAGGGCAGGAAGGGCUUCCUGGUCAGAAUGGACUGUAUGGAGAAAAAGGCGAGCCAGGUCUUCCAGGCAGUUGUGGCGGAGCAAUCCCCGGUGAGGAAGGAUCUCCUGGAGCACCAGGAUCUCCUGGAAGGAUGGGACCAAUGGGGCCUCCAGGCUUGGGAUUUCCUGGCCCAGAAGGGGUGAGAGGUGGGCCAGGGAGCCCUGGCCACCCUGGUGUGAGGGGAGCAGCAGGUUCCAAAGGUCAGAAAGGUGACACCUAUCCUUGUCCUUCCCCCUAUCCAGGGAGCCCUGGUGCUCCAGGUGUUCCUGGUGCUCCAGGUCCUAAGGGAUUCCCAGGUCCCCCAGGUAGAGCUGGGCUACCAGGAUUUGAUGGGUGGAAAGGCCAACGAGGCAAACCAGGAAUAUCAGAAAUACCAGGACCCCCUGGUUUUCGAGGUGACCCUGGAGAGUCAGGUCUUGAAGGUGAAAAGGGGUCGGCCCCUGUUGGUCCUCCAGGCCCUCCAGGGUUACCAGGAAUCAAUGGUCAAAAAGGAAUGCCAGGGGAUUCUGCUUAUGGCCUACCAGGGCUUCCAGGAAAUAUGGGCCCUCCAGGAUUGCCUGGGUUUAAGGGGCUCAGAGGUAAUCCGGGAUUUCCUGGAGCAACAGGAGCAACUGGUGUUCCUGGAUUCCCAGGCAUCAAAGGACUUCCAGGCAGAGAAGGCAAUGUUGGGCCUCCUGGUAACCCAGGUUUACCGGGCCAUGGAUAUCAAGGCUUUCCCGGGUUGCCAGGGCAACCUGGACUCCCUGGGUCACCAGGCAUUCCAGGGUUUGAUGGCCUGAAAGGUCACCAAGGAGAUAGAGGUCCACCUGGACCGGAUGGAAUGAAAGGCCUCCCAGGAGACCCAGGACUUCCAGGCUUACCUGGACCCCCAGGACCACAAGGCGAUCCAGGUCACUGUGGAGAUAAUGGUUCACCAGGUUUCCCAGGCCCAAAAGGAGCCCAAGGUCUUCCCGGUAUCCCAGGCUUUCCAGGACAGCGAGGAAGGAAAGGAGAAAUAGGACUUCCAGGUAGAAAAGGUGACCCAGGAGAAGAGGGUCAUUGCGGCCUUCCAGGAGAGCCAGGAGAGCCGGGCUCUAAAGGAGAAAAAGGCUAUCCAGGAGAUCAAGGGGAUAUUUCUGUAAUUCCAAGAAAGGGGGAAAAAGGUGAACCUGGGCCACCUGGUAGAUAUGGAUUCCCAGGAGAAAAAGGAGAUAAAGGGACUCCUGGAAUACCUGGGAUAAAAGGAAUUCCUGGAAGAGAUGGGCUGCCAGGAUUUGAAAGAGGAGAACCUGGAAACAGUGGUCAUCCGGGACUUCCAGGACCCCCAGGCCUUCCAGGACCUCAAGGGCCCAGAGGAAUAAUUGGUUUCCCAGGCAUUCCAGGGGACCAGGGUGAGCUGGGCUUACCAGGCUUGCCAGGACUUCCAGGACCUCAUGGGGCAAGAGGACCUAAAGGAAAUCAAGGUGAUACAACACGUCUAUCUGGGCCACCUGGACCAAAAGGAGAUCCAGGCAUCCCGGGAUGUCCAGGAUAUUUUGGAGAACAAGGAGAUCCAGGUUUUCCAGGCCCUCCAGGGCCUAGUGGGCCACCAGGAAGGGAAGGAUCCCCUGGAUACCCAGGACCUCCAGGAUUUCCAGGUGCUCCAGGGAUUCCUGGGCUGAAAGGGUAUCCAGGGGAAGGAGGUGACCCAGGGCCUCCAGGGGUCAGGGGAGAUCCAGGACUACCAGGACCCAAGGGAAUGAAAGGUGCCUCGGGACUUCCAGGAUUGGAUGGCUUGCCUGGACUCAAGGGUCAGAAAGGAUCAAAGGGUAGUUCAGGCUUUAAUGAAGUUGGUCCACCAGGCCAAAUGGGACUGCCUGGACUAAAAGGAAAGAAAGGGGAACCUGGAAGACCUGGAGCUUCUUGUCCAGGUCUUUCUGGAGACAGAGGUCCUCUAGGUCCCCCAGGAAGACCAGGAUUGCCUGGACUACCCGGUCCUGUGGGGAAAACUCCUGAAGUUGAAAUUCUUCCCCCUGGUCCUCUGGGAGAUCAAGGUUCCCCUGGCCCCGAUGGACCAAGAGGUUCACCUGGACCACCAGGUCCUCCAUGCAGUUUUGAUCUUCUGAAAGGAGACCCAGGUGAUCAUGGUCAACCAGGUCCACCUGGACCACGAGGUCCACCAGGACUUCCAGGAGCCAAAGGCUUUCCAGGAUGUGAAGGAAAAGAUGGCCAGAAAGGGCCUAUGGGGUACCCUGGGCCUCCAGGCCCACCUGGAUUUCCUGGCCCACCUGGAGACAAAGGUUUGCAAGGACCCCCUGGGAGACCUGGCCCCUCUGGCCCUCCAGGUUGCCGAGGUGAACCUGGCCCACCUGCAGAUACUUCUUCAUGCCCCAAAAUCCCAGGACUUCCAGGAGUUCCAGGCCCAAGAGGACCAGAAGGGAAGAUGGGACACCCAGGGCGACGAGGUCCUCCAGGCUCACCAGGACACAAAGGUGAACGUGGUGUGGAUGGUCAAAGAGGUUUGGAUGGAGGUCCUGGGGCUCCAGGACCACCCGGACACAAAGGAGACCCAGGAGAAAAAGGCUGUGGAGGUACACCAGGUCCCCCUGGCCCGACUGGGGAUCCAGGACCCAAAGGUUCUGGAACUAGAUACCUUAAUGGAUUCCUACUGGUUCUCCACAGUCAGUCAGACAAAGAACCCUCUUGUCCUGAGGGAAUGCCCAAGCUGUGGACUGGAUACAGUCUCUUGUAUCUGGAAGGCCAGGAGAAAGCACAUAACCAAGACCUAGGUCUCGCUGGAUCCUGCCUUCCAAUGUUCAGCACCAUGCCAUUCGCCUACUGCAACAUUAACCAAGUCUGCCAUUAUGCCAGAAGGAAUGACAAAUCCUAUUGGUUGUCAAGCGCUGCUCCUCUACCUGUGAUGCCCCUCUCUGAAGAUGAGAUACAAGCUUACAUCAGCCGGUGCACUGUGUGUGAGGCCCCAGCUCAGGCUAUGGCUGUGCACAGUCAGGAUCAAGCAAUCCCUCCAUGCCCACCCACCUGGAGGAGCCUUUGGAUAGGGUAUUCAUUCCUAAUGCACACAGGGGCUGGGGAUCAAGGAGGAGGCCAGUCUCUCACAUCACCUGGAAGCUGCCUCGAAGAUUUCAGAGCAGCGCCUUUCAUCGAGUGCCAGGGACGGCAGGGGACUUGUCAUUUUUUCGCUAAUGAAUACAGCUUCUGGCUAACCACAGUGCCACCAGACUUGCCGCUCGCCUUGGCUCCUUCGCCAGAAACCUUAAAACAAGGACAGGCACAACGCCGAAAGAUCAGCAGAUGCCAGGUCUGCAUGAAGUAUAGCUAAGUUGCUGCACAGCAUUACCCUGUUG